Haliotis rubra (blacklip abalone) is the source of this 4830-nucleotide messenger RNA. Its product is annotated as methionine--tRNA ligase, cytoplasmic-like. Gene Ontology annotation, cellular component: aminoacyl-tRNA synthetase multienzyme complex; cytosol. Lineage: Eukaryota; Metazoa; Mollusca; Gastropoda; Lepetellida; Haliotidae. Gene Ontology annotation, molecular function: ATP binding; methionine-tRNA ligase activity. The coding region runs from base 113 to 3118 and encodes 1001 amino acids. The transcript has 24 exons. Gene Ontology annotation, biological process: methionyl-tRNA aminoacylation. The record is from RefSeq and is a predicted model, not a curated record.
AUCAAUGUUAUGAAUGCUGUUACACGGGUCCGGCUGAUGAAAUCUCUCUGUCAUUGGUAAAUAGUUGUAUAUAUACUGACAGAAAGUAAUCAUUGAAGACAAUUCUCCAAAGAUGAAAGUAUAUACGGACGUUGGGAAUUUCCAGACAGUCAAGUUACUGGCUGCAGCAGCAACAGCCGGCGUGGAUGUCGAAGUGGUGGUGACAAAUAAUGAGAAGGUGGUUCCUUAUCUCACCUGUAACAAACUUCCAGUACUGGAGCCUGAGCCUGGGGUGUUCAUUUUCUCACCAAAUGCAGCAACCAGAUAUCUGCUCAGCUUGGGCAAUAAGAUCGUUGAUGAGGCUGGAGAGAAAAAAUGGGCGGAAUGGGAGAGCUCGGAGCUGUUGCCCGUUGUGGUGCCCCUCCUGGUGAGUGCUCUCGGCCAGGGCAAGCAGGACAAGGCCCUGGAGAAGACUCUCCAGCCGCUACUCAAGCAUCUGGAGGCCAAACUCAAAGGGAAGAAGUUCUUGGUUGGGUCUGGAGUGUCUUCAGCUGACAUUAUUGUAUUUGGUACACUGUUUCCUGUCCUGCUGGGUAAUCUUGCAAAAGACAGCAUGAAGGAGUGUCCGUCCAUCCAGGCGUGGGGGCAGACCGUGGCUGGUCUCACACAGGUUGAGGGGGCGUUCAAGCAUGUCACAGAAGGGGGGAAUGUACAGUCUCUGAAGGCGUCGCUACUUGCCCAGCCAGUGCCCCCUGCGACCAACAUCAACACAGCCAAGUUGUAUAAAGGGCCACAGGGUAAACCAGUGGAAAGGGUUCCACAACAGGCUGCCAAACCUACUGCCCCUGUAGAUGAGUUUCAGUUCCUGCAACCAGAAAAAGCCAUCACAGCAGAGGAACUUGCAGCAGGAGAAAAGUCAUUUUUGACAGGCGCCCAAACAAGUCCUAAACCCAGACUCCGCAAACACCCCAUAUUACCCUGUGAAGGGGAGAGGAAUAUCUUCAUCACCAGUGCCUUGCCCUACGUUAAUAACGUCCCUCACCUUGGCAAUAUCAUCGGCUGUGUGCUCAGUGGCGACGUCUUCUCUAGGUUUUGUCGACUGCGGAACCGCAAUGUCCUGUAUGUGUGCGGUACUGAUGAGUACGGCACAGCCACAGAAACGAAGGCCAUGGAAGAAGGCCUCACCCCACAACAGAUCUGUGAUAAAUACAACAAACUACACUCAGAGAUCUACCAGUGGCUCAACAUUGACUUUGACUACUUUGGGAGGACAACAACAAAAGAACAAACUGAAAUUGCUCAGGAUAUAUUCUGGAAGUUGUACAAUCAAGGCUUCAUCCUCAAGGACAGUGUGGACCAGCUUCAGUGUCAGAAGUGUGUCAGGUUCCUAGCAGAUCGGUUUGUGGAGGGGACAUGUCCACUGUGUGGGUUUGAUGAUGCGAGAGGGGACCAGUGUGAUGGUUGUGGAAAACUCAUCAAUGCCGUGGAGUUGAAGAAACCCAAGUGUAAGAUCUGUGGUAGUACCCCUGUCAUCAAGACAUCCCAACAUCUCUUCCUGGAUCUGCCCAAGGUUGAACCUCAGCUGCGUAAGCAUCUAGACACAGUGUUUGAGACUGGAACAUGGACACACAACGCACAAGUAAUCACGUCAUCGUGGAUCAGGGAUGGCUUGAAGCCUCGGUGCAUCAGUCGGGAUCUCAAGUGGGGAACUCCUGUUCCUCUGGAAGGGUACACUGACAAGGUGUUCUACGUGUGGUUUGACGCUCCCAUUGGUUACAUCUCCAUCACAGCCAACUACACCAAGGAGUGGAAGAAGUGGUGGAAGAACCCAGAGAAGGUUCAGAUGUACAACUUCCUUGGCAAAGACAACGUUCCCUUCCACAGCGUCAUCUUCCCCAGCACGCUGAUCGGAGCCAACGACAACUACACAUUAGUCAACAGCAUGGUGGCAACAGAGUACCUCAACUAUGAGGAUGGCAAGUUCUCCAAGAGCCGCGGUGUUGGUGUGUUCGGGGACCAGGCUCGAGACACUGGCAUCCCACCAGAUGUGUACCGAUUCUACCUCCUCUACGUCAGACCAGAGUCACAGGAUUCUGCUUUCAGUUGGGAUGACUUCCUCUUGAAAAAUAACAGUGAACUCCUCAACAACAUUGGCAACUUCAUCAACAGGGCUCUGAUGUUUGUGGCUAAUUUCUUCGAGGGGACAAUUCAGGACAUGAAUCUCUCUGUAGAAGACAAGCAGUUGAUCGCUCUCAUCAACAGGGAGCUGGCCACAUACGUUGACAACAUGGAGAGUUCCAGGUUACGAGACUCUAUUCGCAAUAUUCUGAGUAUCUCACGCCUAGGGAACCAGUACAUGCAAGCCAAUAAACCAUGGGUGCUGGCCAAGGGGACUCCACAGGAAAGGGCCAGGUCUGGAUGUGUUGUGAGUCUGUCUGCCAACAUCACAUGUCUGCUGUCCGUGUUGCUCCAACCCUACAUGCCCGUCACUAGUGGGGUCAUACAGGAGCAGCUCAAUGCCCCUGCAGACUGCAACAUCAUCGUCAGCAACUUCACAUGUCAGCUGAAAUCUGGACACAAGAUUGGCAAGCCCAGCCCACUGUUCCAGAAGAUUGAAGCUGCUAAGAUUGAGGAGCUGAAGCAGAGAUUUGCAGCAAAGGAGAAGCCUGCUUCGAUUGCCAGCCCGGAGGAGAUUGAGAGACUGACGCAGGAGGUGACGAAACAGGGUGAGGCAGUGAGAGAGCUAAAGGCCCAGAAGGCUGAGAAGGCCCUGAUAAGUGCUGCUGUAGAGAAACUCCUGGACCUGAAGAAGCAGCUGGCAAAUGCUCAGGGCGCAGCACCUGCAUCAGCUGGCAAGAAGAAGGGCAAGCAGGGUAAGGGUGAUGCCAAGUCAGCCCCAGCAGCCACACCCACACCAGCCACGCCCACUGGUGACCAGGCACAGAUUGACAGACUAACUGAAGAGGUCGCUGCACAGGGUAACAUUGUACGAGAUCUGAAGACACAGAAAGGAGACAAAGCAGCCAUUGAUGCUGCUGUUGCCAAGCUCCUGGAUCUCAAGAGCCAACUUGCAGUAGCUCAGGGUGUGGACCCAGACCAGGCAGUCGGAGGUGGGAAAAAGAAGGGCAAAAAGAAAUAAAGUGUUUGCCAUUGACGUGUGUCUGUGUUGGUCCACAAGGUGCAAUGAUACAGUGAGAUGCACAUAUUCCAAACAUAGGUAUACCUAUACAUUAAGGAUCAGGAGUAAGCAAACCAAACUGGAAUAGUUGGGAUUUGAUUGUACAUGAUUCUAUGAAUUGUUAGGGUUGGGUAUAAACUGAUUAACAAAUUAUGAGACUUAAAGUUGACUUAGUUCACAACACCAAAACCACCUUGAUAAGGUCAUUAUGUAUUUCUCAGUAACAGACUCGAUUAUUUACAGACAGCUUCCAUAUAGCUGGAAUAUUGCUGACUGUGGCGUAAAACAACACACCAAUCCCAGUAACACAUUUAAGAAAACAUAGUGAUGGCUGUGUUUGUUCGAGGAAGCUUACUGUAUUCCAUCAUCAGUACAUUGUUAGAAACAGUCACAUCUACUAAGGGGCGGUGGGGUAGCGUAGUGGUUAAAGCGUUCGUUCAUCACGCCGAAGACCCGAGUUCGAUUCCCCACAUGGGUACAAUAUGUGAAGCCCAUUUCUGGUGUCCCCCCGCCGUGAUAUAGCUGGAAUAUUGCUAAAUGCGGCGUGAAGCUAAACUCACUCACUCACAUCUACUAAACAGUCUUCCUCUGUUAUUGGUUGUUGUUUUGUGUAUAUUCACAUAUUACACAGUCUAUAUUUUGAGCCUCAACAGUCAUGUUAUUUUUAAUAAAGCAGGUGUUUUGCUUGUUGGUUCAAAGAUUUGGUAGUUGAAACUUGCUAAGACAAGAGAAAACUAAAAACUUAAAUGCAUUGUCCAUUAUGAUCCUUGAAUUGUUUGUAUUGCCAGAGCUAUCUUAUCAUCAGCAGCAUGAAACACAGUUGCCAUUAUGAUGUAAUGUUUUCAGAAAUCUGUGUUUUUAAUGUCUGCAGAUCCGUAGACCAGUCGGGGCUGUGGGGUAGCCUGGUGGUUAAAGCGUCCGCUUGUCACGCCAAAGACCCAGGUUCUGUUCCCCACAUGAGUGCAAUGUGUGAAGCCCAUUUCUGGUAUCUGCAGAAAACUAAACUCACUUACUCACCCACCCACCCAUAAACCAAUAAAAAAGGAACCCCUAACUUUAAUCACUGUAGUUGAUGCAUAGCAUCGUCUGUCAGGAGCCUAGCAAGCCAAUUUUUUUGCGUAAGCCUGAUAGGUUGCAAAGCUUUAGAUAGCAUUGAGGGCUUCCCAACUUUUUAGCAACAAUCAUGUGUAUUCCCGGGCUUUUUUUUAUAAUGGUGUAAAGCCAAUGCUGCUGUAUAGCUAUAUUGAGACUUCUACAUUCUACAUUUACCUAACAGAUGUCAUAAUGAGGCAAAAUACUGGAGCUUCAGGCAUUUGAAUGCCGUCAGAAAGCUACAGCUAAGCUUCUAGUCAAAAGUUAAUGUUUAGUGAAUUGAAAUACAAAUAAACAUUUAUAUUAGCUGUACAAGCUGUAAACAAUCAGACCACAUUAAGUGUGGGGAAGUGUUUAUGUAAAUCCAGGGCUUGUACCAGUGCCAGAGCAGUGUGUAUCAUAGAGGGAUUACACUGUACUGCGUGUAUGUGUGACAAACACUGAUUGUUCAUGUAUCAUUUAUGCUAUACUUCAUUACAGAUUCAGAAUGAAAGAGAGUCUUUAUUUAUCCUGAAUGAUGAAAUCUCCACUGUCCUCAUGGUUUUAUUUAUUAAUAAACUUGAGAAAUCUUGUACACCUUU